This is a messenger RNA of Liolophura sinensis, 7187 nucleotides long. RefSeq lists its product as uncharacterized. Bases 796 to 1410 code for a protein of 204 amino acids. The record is from RefSeq and is a predicted model, not a curated record. Lineage: Eukaryota; Metazoa; Mollusca; Polyplacophora; Chitonida; Chitonidae. The transcript has 6 exons.
UGAUUGACGACAUGAGAAAUGCAGUUCCGUUAACUGAAUUAUUAACAAAACAGACAGAGAUAAACUGUGUGGCCUAAAGCUGUAAUACUGACAGAGAGUGAAUGAAUUUUGAACCGUUUGUCGGAUUCUGAGGUUCAAUAUUCAGUGUACUGUCGAAGGUGUAGAAAAACUCUACCACAGAACAAAGACUUGGCUACUGCCGUACUAACGCUUUUCGAAACAAAGACAGCUGGGAUCUGUGUUAUUUUUUUCCCUGAUGUCAGAUACGAUAUAUAGCAGGUACUCUAGCGGACGGCUUUGUCUGGCUGUCAGAAUUAGCAGGGGAGGUCAGAUUUAAGCAGCGCUUUACUACUGUCAUUCAGCGUACUGCUGUCAAAGGUUGAGCCGAAGUAAACAUAGACUUUGUAAUGUAGAUCAGAUGAAGUGGCAGUACCGUACGUUUUGUUUAACCUCAGUCCAUACAGCGAUACCCAUGCCAGUGGAUAAAAUACGACUGGCUGACUUUUGUGCCCCAUAUGAGUGAGUUGGAGAAAACUAUGUCAUUGACAGAAGUGGGCGUUGGAUAUCUCUGCGUUCUGUACACUGCUGUACCUCUUUUUGGGGCUUGAUGGAUUUAUUGUUCUACUCUGAAGUGAAGUACAGAACACAUAACUAAUGUGGGAUUCUGUCUCCAGAUUCUGUCAAGAUUUUCUGUGAGCAGUAAUAUACUUGAUGAUGUGUAUAUUUUCCUUUUUUUAGUCUCUCUGAUUACUAGUGACUGCUAAAGUUUUUGAGAAUUUUGCACUUGUAAGCGACAUGGAGUUGUUCUCAAGAUAUUUUGGCUUGCAGUAUUCCCUGGUGUCACCUAUACUCACAGUAUUGUAUUUGUUAAUCUCAGAAGUACCACUGGGCAGUGCCAAGUUCUGCACCAAACUUAUGUCAGAAGAAAGAAGGAACACCUCCAUAGUGCAGGUACCCUGUGUUCAGAAGUUCGAGCACUCCUGCGGGACAUUUAUGUCCUUUGAUUAUUGUACAUAUUACAGAAAAGGCAUGUGUGAGAAGCAAUUGAACUUCACCUACAACUGGUACUACGCAGUCCAGGAAUGCUGUCCAGGAUACUACAAAACUCCGGAUGGAAAUUGCAUAGCACCAAAAGACGCUGCAGAUAUUCCCAAGCAUUUGCAAACUAAUGAGACCAGGUCAAUCGCAGAAAAGCAUCGCAGCACACAGCAGGUGCAGCUGUCACCCGGAGCGUAUGCUGGGAUUGCAGCGGCGGCCGUUGCUCUGCUGUGUGUCGUGGGGAUCAUCAUAGUUGUGUUAUAUAGACGGCAACAGAAGAAACCUAGAGAAACAGAAGUGGAGUUAGAACAGACAGUAGGCUUGCAACAAGGUGCCUCAGCUGAGGCAAAGGCAGAUGCUGCACAGAGUUAGCCGGACAAGAAAAAUGUGUCAGUCAUGUAUACUAUCUCAGCAUCAUUUCACGUCAACUCUUGUACACAAAAGCAGAUGUGUUGGAACGUCGCUUUGACUGCAUGUCGCUGUGUGACAUUGUGGCACCUGGCAUGGUUUGCAAACUUCCUGCUCAAAAACUUUUCCGAGGAAAUAGCAGCCAGUAUUCAGCUUAGUGUUGAAACUCAUGUUUUGAGCAGUCUCUUAAAGUGCCAAAGAAAGGAAUAGUGCCUCAAAUUCCAGCUUUUGACUGACAAAGAAUUAUCACUGGAUGUUUGUUAGUGUUGUGGGGGGUUUGUUAGUGUUGUGGGGGGUUAUUGGUGUUGUGCGGGUUUGUUAGUGUUGUGGGGGUUUGUUAGUGUUGUGGGAGUCUGUUGGUGUUGUGGGAGUCUGUUGGUGUUGUGGGGGUCUGUUAGUGUUGUGGGGUUUGUUCGUAUAGAUGUAAUGGUGGACAUUAAAACACAGUAUUAUUUUGAUAACAUACAACUGUCCAGCAUGAAUGGAAACAGAUUGUGGAAGAUGUGGAUUGCUCCCGUGGCAGAAAAAAGCUUGAUUUGUGGACAUGUAUGUAAACAGGAAACCUGUGAUUGGUGAUAUAGGAUAAAGGCAUGUCUGCCACAGGGAAAGGUCUGUUCUGAAUUUCACAGGCUGACGUCAGUCUAAACAUAAAGUAAAAAGUGGGACAGUUUGAAUUCCAUCAUUGACAGUGGCCUUUCUUUGUCAUUACUCUUGAUGGUCCCCUCCCCUUGCCCCCUGUUGAUAGAAUACCCCUCUGUCUACCCCAGUGCUGAUGACUAACAAUGAGAUCACAUGUCAGCAUCAACACAGUUCUGAGUGUGGUGUGAAACAGUAACGUGUAGUUUAAGACAAUUCUGAGUAUGGAUUAAAACAGUCGUGUGUAGUUUAGGUCAGGUCUGAGUAUGGAGGAAAACAGUCGUGUGUAGUUUAAAACAAUUCUGAGUAUGGAGGAAAACAGUCGUGUGUAGUUGAGGUCAGGUCUGAGUAUGGAGGAAAACAGUCGUGUGUAGUUUAAAACAAUUCUGAGUAUGGAGGAAAACAGUCGUGUGUAGUUUAGGUCAGGUCUGAGUAUGGAGGAAAACAGUCGUGUGUAGUUUAAAACAGUUCUGAGUGUGGAGGAAAACAGUCGUGUGUAGUUUGGGACAGGUCUGAGUAUGGAUGAAAACAGUCGUGUGUAGUUUAGGACAGGUCUGAGUAUGGAGGAAAACAGUCGUGUGUAGUUUAGGACAGGUCUGAGUAUGGAGGAAAACAGUCGUGUGUAGUUUAGGACAGGUCUGAGUAUGGAGGAAAACAGUUGUGUGUAGUUUAGCACAGGUCUGAGUAUGGAGGAAAACAGUCGUGUGUAGUUUAAGGCAGUUUUGAGUAUUGUGUGGAGCAGUUGCGUGUAGUUUAAGACAGUUCUGAAUAUGGCGUGAAGCAGUUGUGUGUAAGACAGCUCUGGUUUCCCACGGGGAAUGCCCAGUUUCCUCCAACCGUAAUGCUGUCAGCUGUCGUAGGAUGAAUGAAAUAUUCUUGAGUGCGCCAUAUAAGACCAUUCUAAUAAAUAAAUAAAUUAUACUAUGACCCAUAUAUCAAGGAAUGGCUGAUUUCUUAGUGUAUAUAGUUGCUUUCAUUGAGGAGAUUGUUGUCAGUGCCAUAGACAUGAAAGUCAUCAGUUACGGUUACCAGAAUGUUUGGAUAUUUUGAUAUUGCCCCUUUGCGCCAAAAUAUAUAUGUUUGUGUUUGAAAGAGCACAGUGUCAUGGUUGACUCAGAAAAUGUUUGGUUUUGUAACACUUGGCCAAAGAAGUUUAGAACCUUGAGAGCAGAUUUUCAUAUUAAUUUGGGAACUUAUUUAGGGAGUGCGUACAGAUUAAAUUUAGGGGCUGUGUACAGAUUAAAUUUAGGGGCUGUGUACAGAUUUAAUUUAGGGAGUGCGUACAGACAAACCACCUGUCGGUUUGCUUACACUUAAUUUGGCUUAGUUACAUAUCAGUUUUGUUCAGAUUUGUUGCAGUACGUUAAAAAUGUUUGAAUGAUUGCUAUACAUUUGGAAAAUAUUUGGAUCCUUGAUUUUGAUAGAUGAGGUAACAUUUUGUCUCAAGAAGUAAUAUUGUCAUCUAACUAUGCAACGAAUCUGAGUUUUUGGAGUGAAAGUUUCACCCUCGUGGCCUCCUGUCACUUUGGACAAUUUUGUUAGCAAAGUAGAAAACACAUGUACCAGUAGUUUGGAGAAAACUUAAUGGUGCAGCGAAUUUCUGUUUGUUUUUGUGGUCAGUCAGACAUUAAGCUAUAUUGACUUUGUCCAAAGAGGAUGUUUGUUUCAAGUAUAAUAUUGUUAAAUAAUAUGUUUCAAGUGUAAUAUGUAAAACGUUGUGUCUGACUUAAUAGAGGCCAUGCAGUAUUGACUUAUUACUUAAACAACACCGUUGAAGUUUGUAUGUGAGUCUCUUUAUGAUAGACUUAGAAAAUCCCCCCCCCCAAAAAAAAGACCAAGUGCGGUAAAGUGCGUACAUGUCAAGACAGGCAGUUGUCAGUUUUACUGUUAAUUAGUUAGCAUGCAGUUUUACAGUUGAUAAUUACAGAAUAUUUACGAGAAGCCGCCAUGGCACAUAGAUGAGACAAGCCACUUGUGAGCAGUUUAUUUUGAGUAAAUUUUCUUGUACAAAUUUUUAUGUUUUCCUGAACUGUAAAUAAUACCGGGUUGGUAUGUGCUUCUGAUGUGUUCAUAUGCUUCUGAUAGGCUUGUGAACAACAACGCUACAUUUUUUAUUGCUAUGUUUUCAUGAUAAGACAAUUUUUUCUUUGAUGUUUUUAGUUAGUACUAGUAGAAGGUUUAGAAGAUUGGUAUAUAAGGAGAUGCAAAUUCCACAUGAUAUAAUUUAUAUUUUUCAAAGAUAAUUACUAAGCGUACAUAAAUUACUUUAAAUUAUUCACCACUUUUUUCAUUUUUUAUUUAAUUUCGUGAAAAAGCGUUCGUUCUACACGAAGUCAGCAUUUGUUUUUGUAGGGUUUUAUGUUGUUUAUAAUCACAAGGUUACAAGAUAUUCUGCUAAAUAGUCCUGCGCAGUAAACAAUGCGGUCGUUGGGAGAUCCAGUCCAGCUGAUGCUGGCUUUCUUUCCGAUCGCACGUGGGAUGGUCUUCCAGCAAUCUGCGGGUGGUGGUUGGUUUCCAGCUGCCACUGCUUGGUUUCCUUCCACCAAAAUGCUGACUGCCGUCUUAUAAGAAAUCUUGCUUGAGUAGGGGCGUAAUACACCAGUAAAAUAAGGAAAUAAACUCCGCAAAGCAAAUACAUGGACAUGUAGUAACAAUCAUGCUUUACUAGAUUUCAGUACAUUAUAUAGUCACUUUUUUUUCAUUCAUCCGGUCGCCACGAUAUGGUGGAAAUAUUGUUGAGGUUACGUUAAGCCAUAAUCUUUCAUUCAUUCAACAUCCGGACGUAAUCUUGCUGAUUGUAGCACAGAUUCAUACCGCCGUUAAAACAGCCUGAACCUUGCCGCCGUCAAAGAUAUUUUCCUUCCAAACAUUGCUUUACAGUGACAAAACCUACUCUCUCCUCAACUUUCAUAUUUUAGACAGUCAGCAAGAUAAAGUCCGAAUAUUGAAUAAAGAGAUAAAUCUGUAUAAUUGUACAGUCCUAGAAAAAAGUUUGGAAUAUUGGUGAAUUUCACACCAUCUCCACGAAGAGCGUGGUUCGUUGCGUUCAGGUCAAUAAUCUGUCGAUUGGUUUCACUUGGACUAGUCUCUAUGAUGCAUUAUCAAUAGUUUCCUCAAACCAAAACAUGUCUAAAUGUUAUAGGAGACGAGUUUUUCACGAUAUUCUGAAAGCGCCCCAAACAAGUGCAGAAAUUCAGUGAAAUCCAUGUAUUUUAUUACGAGCUGUAACUUUUAUUCGAUUGGAAAUAUGUCUACAAUACUUGGUAAGUUAAAUAUGCAAAACACUAACAAUACAGAAAAUUAAUUUAGUACUUGGUGUGCCCACCCCUCGCAUUGUACAAUGCGCGCACACGUCUUGGCAUACUGGCAACUAAGGAAGUCAAAGUUUCUUCCGGUAUAUCUCUCCAGCAAGUGAGCACAGCACGAGUUAGUUCAGCCACGUUCGUUGGGGCUUCAUCCAGGUUAUUCAAUCCACGGGAAACUUCCGCCCACAAGUUCUCAAUUGGGUUCAUAUCCGGUGAAAUGGCUGGCCACUGCAUGUGCUCAACACCCUCCUGUUCCAGAAAAUUCCGUAUCAGUUCGGUCCGGUGCGGCGUGGCGUUGUCGUCCUGAUACACAAAGUUUGCCCUGAAUUGUUGCUGAGCAAAUGGGAUAAUUAUCGUUUCCAGAAUCCGUUGAUAUUGGUGCUGGUUCAGGUGUCCAUCCAAGACGUGCAGGUCGCAUUUACCAGUGCUAUGAAAAGCACCCCAGACGGUGACCCCACCGCCCCUGUCUUGGACUCUGGGCAUGAUGAAAUCUUCGUUCAGAGCCUCGUGAGCCUAACGACGCACCACCACACGGCCAUCUUCCCGGUAGACGACAAAACGAGACUCAUCACUGAAUAUCAAGUGUCGCCAGUGUCCCACCUGCCAGUUCAGGUGUUCCCGCGCCCAGGAUAAGCGUGCCUGGCGGUGUCGACGCUGUAGCAAAGGCUUCCUCUUAGGCCUCCUUACCAAAUACCCAGCAGUCAACAGUCUGGAUCGCACUAAGGAGCUUGACACAGGAGUAUUGGUAAAUCUCAUCCAGUCAGCGCGUAUCUGGUUGGAACUCUUCGUACGGCCAUUGCGGCAAAGUCUCACCAGAAACCGGUCCUCUCUCUCGGUGGUCUUUCGUGGCCGACCAGACCUCGGUCUAGGCGUCGGCACACCCGUCUGUCGGUGUCGCUUAAAGAUUUUGGAGACGGCUCCCUGAGUGACACCAAGAGCUGCUGCAAUGUCCUUCUGUUUUGCUCCAGCCAGGCUCAUACCAACGAUACGGUUGCAGACUGCAGCACUCAGUUGACGUCUCAUGAUCACAGCAGUAUUGUUGGAAACACUCUGGAGCACUGGCAUGCCUUAACCGAGCUUUUAUAAGAGUUACAAGGUUAAAUUAUAAUCAUGUCUGCGUACAUGACUUUUUCACUGAGAAAUGGAUGGUCAUGCUUUGUCCCAACUGUAAUUUUGCUCAGGUGACACAAGCAAUAAUGGUGUGUAUGAGCUGAAAGGGGACAUAAUCCACUACAUUUUCCACCCAAACAAGAAUGUGUGCAUUCAAUGUAAGGCGCACAAAAGUAUGUUUCUGGUAAAUGCUAUCAUCAGUGAAAACAAUAUUCCAAACUUUUUUCCAGGACUGUAUGAUCUCCUAUUAAUGGUAAAUGGAAUGGUCUUAUCAUAGAUUAAUCUGGCCAGUAUUGUUAAUUUUUUUAACAUUUGAAACUUGCAAUCAAUGAUAUUUUAUCCCCAAAACAUGAGAUUAAGUCUGAUUUUGUCCAUAAUCUACAAAAAAUGGGAAUUAUCAUGGUUUAUAAGAUUUCUUUGUUCUGAUAUUUACAUGAGGCUUUUCAAUUCUUGAGAGUAAAUCUGUACCUACAAAGGUAAAUACCCAAUUAUUUCUUUGUUCACUUCAUUCCAUUAAAUCUCUUUUUCUUUUUGGUAAAUACGCUCACAUUUUUUUUUAAAUUCUCGCAGCAUCUUCAUGUACCUGUAAUGUUGGGAAAAUAUAGUUGUGUUUAAAAAGCGCAGUGUUUUCUUUGGUUAAUUUUGUAGAGCACCAGUUUUCUUAAAACUUGUUAGUGCCAUCUUAGGCAA